ACCUGCGCCACCAGCGCCCACGGCGCCCACCCCUCUGCAUCCCGCUACUCCACGGCGGCGCUGCAGGCCGCCAUCGACGCCUGCUCCGCGAGCUGCGGCACGGUGGUGGUGGAUGUGCCGGGCGCUUACCUCACCGCCUCCCUGCUCCUCUCCGGCUGCGUGCACCUGCACCUGCCGGCCGGCGUCACCCUGCUGGCAGGCACACGGCGGCGCGACUACGGCCCCACCCAGCCCGACUGGUACCUCCUGCGCUUUGCAAACUGCACGGGCUGCAGGCUGAGCGGCGGCGGCACGGUGGAUGGCAGGGCCCGGCUGUGGGUGGAGCCUGCAGGGGGCGAGCGGCACCCACGGCAUGAGGAGGAGCAGCAGCAGCAGCAACGCUGCCUGCCUGCCUGGUGCAGGCCGCGCCUGGUGGGAGUGGUGGACUCUGCCGAUGUCUCCAUCACCGGCGUCACGCUGACAGACCCCGUCUACUGGUGCCUGCACGUGCUGCGCAGCGGCGGCGUGCGCAUUAGCGGCGUGCGCAUCCGGGGCGACUGGGACAUACCCAACAAUGAUGGCAUCGACGUGGACGGCAGCCGCCACGUCAGCAUCUCCCACGCUGACGUGGACACAGCCGACGACACCGUGUGCCUCAAGACCACGGCAGCCGGCUUCCCGCUGGAACAUGUCUCGGUCACCGACUGCAGGCUCCGCUCCCGCUCCUCGGCGAUCAAGCUGGGCAGCGAGAGCCGGGCCGACAUGCGGCACCUGCGCUUUGCCAGGCUGGCAAUCGCCGACUCCCACCGAGGCCUGGCCAUCCAGCUGAGGGACGGCGGCAGCAUCAGCGACGUGCGGUUUGAGGGCAUCACCAUCGCCACACGUUACUACCACCCCAGCUGGUGGGGUGCUGCAGAGCCCAUCUAUGUCACGGCGCUGCCGCGGGCGCCAGGCAUGCAGGUGGGGUCGGUUGCUGAUGUCACCUUCUCCAACAUUUCCGCCACUGCUGAGAACGGGAUCUUCCUGUCCGGCGGGCCCCUGCGCAGUCUGCGCGGCAUCCGUAUGGAGAGGGUGAGUGUGCGGCUCCGCCAGCGCAGCCGCUUUGCUGGGGGCUGCCAGGAUUACCGCCCC
This is a messenger RNA of Chlorella variabilis, 1110 nucleotides long. RefSeq lists its product as hypothetical. Gene Ontology annotation, biological process: carbohydrate metabolic process. Gene Ontology annotation, molecular function: polygalacturonase activity. NCBI's taxonomy places the organism in Eukaryota, Viridiplantae, Chlorophyta, Trebouxiophyceae, Chlorellales, Chlorellaceae. The record is from RefSeq and is a predicted model, not a curated record. The annotation marks the transcript as partial. The transcript is spliced from 8 exons.